Hymenoscyphus albidus is the source of this 557-nucleotide messenger RNA. Lineage: Eukaryota; Fungi; Ascomycota; Leotiomycetes; Helotiales; Helotiaceae. The record is from the annotation of a GenBank genome assembly.
AUGGCAUCAACAGGCGACACCCAACUCUUCGACGAGAACUUCACCAUCACCGCCGUCGACCACUCCAAAUACGACCGCGUAUGCCGUCUCUCCGCCGUCAGCGGCGACAACGCAACAACGAUGAAGCUGGACAUCAAUCUGCAGCUGUAUCCCUGUUCCGUGGGGGAGAACAUGCGCGUGGUGCUGGCGACGAGUCUGGCGCUGGAUGGAAGUAAAGAUGAUGGACGGGGAUGGAGGGAUGUUGCGCGGAGCGAUGCAGAGCCCACGAUGGCGGAUAUGUUUGAUUAUGUUUGUCAUGGGAAGAUCUAUAAGUUUGAAGAUGGGUCGGCGGAUGGGGAUACUAUGUGAGGUUUUUCUUGGUUCUCUUCGUGGUUUUGUGGAGGGAUGGGGAGGGUGGUCUUUGUUGAGUGUGGAUGUGUGAUUUGAGAUCUUGUGCUAACGUGACAUAUAGUAAGGCAUACAUUUCAUUCGGUGGAUUGUUAAUGGCACUUGAGGGACCCUACAAGAAACUCACCCCAUUAAGAGUCGACUACGUCUAUCUUCUCUGUAAGAAAUAG